UCUCCGCGUGUGUACGAAACCGAGGCAUUUUGUAGUUAAUCCCUGAUAUAUUUCUUCUCUUAGUGGAAGAGGACAACGACCAUGGCGAAUCAAGCUGAAUCAUCAGAUUCGAAGGGGACGAAGAGGGAUUUUAGCACUGCGAUUUUGGAGCGAAAGAAAGCGCCGAAUCGUUUGGUGGUGGACGAGGCGAUCAGCGAUGAUAAUUCUGUCGUGUCUCUUCACCCAGAGACCAUGGAGAAGCUGCAGCUGUUUCGUGGGGAUACUGUCUUGAUUAAGGGAAAGAAGAGGAAGGAUACAGUUUGUAUCGCCUUGGCUGACGAUACAUGCGAAGAGCCGAAAAUAAGGAUGAACAAAGUGGUGAGGUCGAAUUUGAGGGUUAGGCUUGGCGAUGUUAUUUCUGUUCAUCAGUGCCCUGAUGUCAAGUAUGGGAAACGUGUUCAUAUUUUGCCCAUAGACGAUACCAUUGAAGGUGUUACCGGGAAUCUCUUUGAUGCAUACCUGAAACCGUAUUUCUUGGAGGCAUACCGUCCAGUGAGGAAGGGUGACCUCUUCCUAGUCCGUGGAGGCAUGAGAAGUGUCGAGUUUAAGGUUAUUGAGACCGAUCCUCCCGAGUACUGUGUGGUAGCUCCGGAUACAGAAAUUUUCUGCGAGGGUGAGCCUAUAAAGAGAGAAGAUGAAGAUAGAUUGGAUGAAGUUGGAUAUGAUGAUGUGGGUGGUGUCAGGAAACAAAUGGCCCAGAUUCGGGAACUCGUCGAGCUACCACUGAGGCAUCCGCAGCUCUUCAAGUCUAUCGGUGUGAAGCCACCGAAGGGGAUUUUGCUUUACGGGCCACCCGGUUCAGGAAAGACUUUGAUUGCCCGAGCCGUGGCUAAUGAAACCGGUGCGUUUUUCUUCUGUAUCAAUGGUCCCGAGAUCAUGUCCAAGUUGGCUGGCGAGAGUGAGAGCAACCUAAGGAAAGCCUUUGAGGAAGCCGAGAAGAACGCUCCAUCGAUCAUCUUCAUUGAUGAGCUCGAUUCAAUCGCUCCCAAAAGAGAGAAAACGCACGGAGAAGUCGAGAGGAGGAUCGUUUCCCAGCUCUUGACGCUUAUGGAUGGACUCAAAGCUCGAUCCCAUGUGAUUGUUAUCGGAGCAACUAACCGUCCAAACAGCAUUGAUCCAGCUCUUAGAAGAUUCGGACGGUUCGACAGAGAAAUCGAUAUCGGUGUUCCUGAUGAAGUCGGACGCCUCGAGGUUCUCAGGAUCCACACCAAGAACAUGAAGCUCGCUGAAGAUGUGGAUUUGGAAAGGAUAGCUAAAGACACCCAUGGCUAUGUCGGUGCUGAUCUUGCAGCAUUAUGCACUGAAGCUGCCCUCCAAUGUAUCAGGGAGAAGAUGGACGUAAUCGAUCUCGAAGACGAGGAGAUAGAUGCCGAAAUUCUCAAUUCCAUGGCUGUGACGAACGAGCAUUUCCAGACCGCUCUCGGUAACAGCAAUCCUUCUGCUCUUCGUGAGACGGUUGUCGAGGUGCCUAAUGUUUCUUGGGAAGACAUUGGUGGUCUUGAGAACAUCAAAAGGGAGCUCCAAGAGACUGUACAAUAUCCCGUCGAGCACCCUGAGAAAUUCGAGAAGUUCGGGAUGUCGCCGUCUAAAGGUGUCCUUUUCUACGGUCCACCAGGUUGCGGGAAAACCCUCUUGGCCAAAGCUAUUGCGAACGAGUGCCAAGCAAAUUUCAUCAGUGUUAAGGGUCCUGAACUUCUCACCAUGUGGUUCGGAGAGAGCGAGGCCAAUGUCCGAGAGAUUUUCGAUAAGGCCCGUCAAUCAGCUCCUUGCGUUCUUUUCUUCGAUGAGCUCGACUCUAUUGCCACUCAGAGAGGAAGCAGUGUGGGAGAUGCGGGUGGCGCAGCGGAUAGGGUUUUGAACCAGCUUCUUACCGAGAUGGACGGUAUGUCUGCCAAAAAGACGGUGUUCACCAUCGGAGCAACAAACAGACCAGACAUCAUCGACCCUGCGCUUCUCCGUCCUGGUCGUCUCGACCAACUCAUCUAUAUCCCUCUUCCCGACGAGGAAUCCCGUCACCAAAUCUUCAAGGCGUGCCUGAGGAAAUCGCCAGUCGCCAAGGAUGUCGACCUGAGGGCUCUCGCGAGAUACACUCAAGGCUUCAGCGGGGCGGACAUCACCGAGAUUUGCCAGCGCGCUUGCAAAUACGCCAUACGAGAGAACAUCGAGAAGGAUAUCGAGAGGGAGAGGAGGAGACGGGACAACCCGGAAGCGAUGGAGGAGGAUGUGGAGGACGAAGUAGCGGAGAUAAAAGCCGCUCACUUUGAGGAAUCCAUGAAAUUCGCGAGGAGGUCGGUGAGCGAUGCAGAUAUACGCAAGUACCAGACCUUCGCUCAGACGCUGCAGCAAUCUCGGGGGAUCGGGACAGAGUUCAGGUUCACGGAAACAGCUGGCUCGGGUGGCACGGCAGCUGGUGGGGCCGACCCAUUCGCCGCUUCGGCAGGAGGAGCUGACGACGAUGACGAUCUCUACAGUUAAAAGAAAGAUGGUUUCCUGAGCCGUUGGAUGUGUUGUGUUUGUAUAUAAACUUUUAAGAGCUUUCUCAGAAGUGUGUUGAGUUUUUUCUGCGGGUUGUGGUGUUAUUGUAAAUAAAUAAAAUGGACAAAUACUCAAAGUUAUGUUCAUAUAUGUAUGUGUUAUGGUGUUAUUGUAAAUAAAUAAAAUGGACAAAUAAUCAAACUUAUGUCCACA
Tarenaya hassleriana is the source of this 2727-nucleotide messenger RNA. Its product is annotated as cell division cycle protein 48 homolog. Gene Ontology annotation, molecular function: ATP binding; ATP hydrolysis activity; polyubiquitin modification-dependent protein binding. Bases 82 to 2514 code for a protein of 810 amino acids. The transcript is spliced from 9 exons. Gene Ontology annotation, cellular component: VCP-NPL4-UFD1 AAA ATPase complex; cytosol; nucleus. NCBI's taxonomy places the organism in Eukaryota, Viridiplantae, Streptophyta, Magnoliopsida, Brassicales, Cleomaceae. The record is from RefSeq and is a predicted model, not a curated record. Gene Ontology annotation, biological process: mitotic spindle disassembly; retrograde protein transport, ER to cytosol; autophagosome maturation.